Messenger RNA from Scleropages formosus (Asian bonytongue), 1320 nucleotides. RefSeq names its product purine nucleoside phosphorylase-like. Gene Ontology annotation, biological process: nucleoside metabolic process. The transcript has 6 exons. Gene Ontology annotation, cellular component: cytoplasm. The record is from RefSeq and is a predicted model, not a curated record. The coding region runs from base 146 to 1018 and encodes 290 amino acids. Gene Ontology annotation, molecular function: purine-nucleoside phosphorylase activity. Lineage: Eukaryota; Metazoa; Chordata; Actinopteri; Osteoglossiformes; Osteoglossidae.
UACGUCACUGUUUGCGUCACACGAGGGUGACGGGGAGGAGCAAUUUAUAAAUCAGCAGUUAGUUUGUACACCGUUUAGUUUUUUUUUUUAAUUCAAAAAUUACGGAGGAGUGUAUUGUUGAAUUACUGGCGGAUCUCAUACCUAAAUGAUGUUUCCUGAAAUUACCCCAGAUUAUGGCUAUGAGGAGUGCAAGAGCACAGCAGAGUGGCUUCUGGCUCAAAAGGCAGCGCGUCCACAAGUGGGCAUUGUGUGCGGUUCCGGUCUCGGGGGCCUGGGAGAGAUGUUGAAGGAUCAGGUGGUCUUCAAAUAUGAGGACAUCCCCAGUUUCCCUCAGAGCACUGUGCUUGGACAUACAGGACAGCUCGUGUUUGGGAUGUUGGAAGGGAAACCCUGUGUCUGCAUGCAGGGCAGAUUCCAUCUAUAUGAAGGACACCCUGUCCAAAAGACCACACUGCCUAUGAGGAUCUUCAAGCUCCUGGGGGUGAAAACGGUGAUCCUGACCAAUGCAGCUGGAGGGUUGAAUGAGGACUACAAGGUGGGGGACAUCAUGAUCAUCAAGGACCAUAUCAACAUGCCAGGUUUUGCUGGGGUCAACCCACUGGCAGGGAAAAACGACGAGCGGUUCGGAGUGCGAUUCCCUUGCAUGUCAGAUGCAUAUGACCGGGACCUGAGACAGCUGGCACAGGACGUGGGCGAGGAACUCGGUUACAAGGACUUCCUGCGUGAAGGAGUCUACUGCGUGUUGGGUGGACCCUCCUACGAGACCAUUGCAGAAUGCCGCAUGCUGCACAGACUGGGGGCGGAUGCUGUCGGAAUGAGCACAGUCCAUGAGGUGAUUGUGGCCCGCCACUGCGGCAUGCGUGUCUUUGCCCUGUCGCUGAUCACCAACAAGGCGGUGAUGGACUACAACAGUGAGGAGAAGGCCAACCAUGAGGAAGUGCUGCAGACUGGGAAGCAACGGGCCGAGCAGCUGGAGAAGCUGGUCUCCAGUAUGGUGUCCCGCAUCAAACACAACUGAGUGUGAAGGAUACAGUGGGGGUUUCAGCUGGCUAACCUGACCGUUGGCACAGUUACACUAUACACUACUAUACUAUGUUUACUGCCCUUAUUACUUUCAGUGUUACUGCUCUUAUUUUACUGUCAUUACUCUUUUUUACUGCUUUUGAUUGUGUCUGCAUCCCCCCUCUCUUUAAUACUUUUAUACUUUGUAUUCCUUGGGUCAGAUGUGAUGAACCAAUUAUAUGCUUGUAUAGAACUUGGAGACAUCUUUGCUUUGCAUUUGUUUUAGAAAAGUAAAGGUUUCAUCUUUUGUGACCAUCA